AUGUCGUCUUCUUCGCCUCGCCACCCUCAGUCACGCCUCACAACCCCAUUUCCUGCUGCUGCUUGCAAUGAGCUGCACACGGUCGGUGGCACUUCUCACGGCGAUGAAACGAGCAACACUGGGAAUAGACCGGACAAUAAACCUGCCACUUUUGGGAGGGUUGGAGUGCCGGAAGAACUUGUUUACGACUCCGACUUGGAAGAAGCUUCGGAGAGACCACAAUGGCAGCGAAAGGGCUCGCUAUGGAGCCGAGGCCUAGCCGCGGUCUCGCCUCUAUUUGCUUCUUCUAACGAACGCAACAAGACCUCAGUUGCUUCUGCUCCUUUACUCCCAUUUGACGGCAACCGCUCCAAGCUUCACCCUCGGUGGCUUAAAAAGCCAACUCGCUCCUGCUGCUUCUUAUAUUGUUUGGUGGGCUUCCUCGCCAUGUUAGGUGUUUUCCAGUUCAUUUCGAUUGCCUGUGGGAUCGUUAUUUCAUUCUUCCCUGACGAGAUUGAUCGUGUAACCGACCACUGGCGACAACCCCAAAGGCUUGAUCCAGCGGACACCGCUCACUGGCCUACGGACAUUUCAAAGGAUAUCAUCCCUGUUCCAUGUCACUCGCACAAUGAUUACUGGCGCCGCGUGCCCCUUUAUUCCGCCCUAGAGGCUGGGUGUAUUGGCGUCGAGGCCGACGUAUGGCUCUUCGAUGACGAACUCUACGUCGGCCAUUCUAUUUCGGCUCUCACUUCAAGUCGCACAUUACGCAGCAUGUACAUCGAUCCCUUGGUGAAAAUCCUGCGCAGGCAGAACCCCAUUACUCAAUUCCAUCAUGACCUCGAUCAACCUCGAAAUGGCGUCUUUGACAGAAAUCCCUCACAGCAGGUAAUUCUGCUCAUUGAUUUUAAGACCGAUGGCGAGGAGACCUGGGACUAUGUGCAUUCGCAAUUGAACCCGCUCCGUGAGAGUGGUUAUUUAACCCACUACAAUGGCAGCGACAUUAUCAGUGGUCCUAUUACCGUCGUUGGGACCGGAAACACUCCUUUCAGUCGGGUUGUUGAAAGCUCCACCUAUCGUGAUAUCUUUUUCGAUGCACCGCUAGACCGACUAGUAGACGAUAUCGACCAUAUUGAAGCCGGAACACGUGUGGAUGACGACACAUUCAACAUAACUAAUAGCUAUUAUGCUUCAAUUUCCUUCCAUAAGGCCGUCGGGACCCCAUGGUUGCUCCAUCUGACAGACCGCCAGGUGCAAACCAUAAGAUCCCAUGUUAGGGCUGCUCACCGUCAAGGUCUAAAAGUCCGAUACUGGGGAACACCUAACUGGCCACGAAGCCUACGAAACCACGUCUGGCGUGUUCUUACCCGUGAAGGCGUCGAUAUGCUCAAUGUGGACGACCUCGUCAGUGCAACACGAAAGGACUGGGCCCCUAGGAUUUCGGACUGGUGGCACUGGAAUUAG
This is a messenger RNA of Aspergillus versicolor CBS 583.65, 1440 nucleotides long. RefSeq lists its product as uncharacterized. The transcript has 2 exons. Gene Ontology annotation, biological process: lipid metabolic process. Gene Ontology annotation, molecular function: phosphoric diester hydrolase activity. The record is from RefSeq and is a predicted model, not a curated record. The coding region runs from base 1 to 1440 and encodes 479 amino acids. Lineage: Eukaryota; Fungi; Ascomycota; Eurotiomycetes; Eurotiales; Aspergillaceae.